UUUAUUGCGCAUUCGUGGUUUUAAUUAAAAGAGGAGGGGUGAAUUAAAACGUGGGAUAUUUCAACCAUCUUUCAAUUCUCAUUCUUCGGACGAUAACGUUGGAAUCUCAUCUUAAUUAAACAUCAUGUCAAACGAUGCAGAACGCUUUGGAGAUGGCAUCAGUGAAGGUGACUCUGGUGAAGAAGAGGAUGUCGGUGAUGAAAUUGCAGCACGUAUGUUACGGUGUCCUGAUGUUUUAGCUGCAAUACAGGGUCGUCUUCAUUCUGAAAUGCUUGCAGCACUUCCUCAAUCCGUAAAACGACGUAUUAAAGCAUUAAAGAAAAUUCAAUUGGAGUCAACAAAAUUAGAGGCACGAUUUUAUGAAGAAGUUCAUGCUCUAGAAUGCAAAUAUCACAAUUUAUAUAGUCCACAUUAUGAAAAACGAGAAACUAUUGUAACCGGGAAAUACGAACCUACCGAAGAUGAAUGUGAUUGGCCAUCAGAUGAUGAUGAAGAAAGCAAACCAAAAAUAACAGAAAUUGAUGAAAAGAAAGAAGACUCCACCGAAACCAAAAAGUUAGAUGAUAAUGUGAAAGGAGUACCAGAAUUUUGGCUAACGAUAUUCAAAAAUGUAGGAAUGCUUGCAGAAAUGGUACAUGAACAUGAUGAGCCUAUACUAAAACAUUUAACAGAAAUUAAAGUGAAUUUCCUUAAUGAUCCAAUGGGCUUCAAUUUAGAAUUUUAUUUUUCACCAAAUGAAUAUUUUACAAAUUCGGUACUCACAAAAGAAUAUUUAUUAAAAUGCGUUCCAGAGCAAGAUGAUCCAUUCAGUUUUGAGGGUCCUGAAAUUUAUAAAUGUAAGGGAUGUACAAUUGACUGGCAAAAAGGAAAAAAUGUUACAGUUAAAACAAUCACAAAGAAACAAAAACAUAAAUCACGAGGAUCGGUUAGAACCGUUACAAAAACAGUGCAAAACGAUUCAUUCUUCAAUUUCUUUUCACCUCCUGUAUUGUCCGAAGAUCCUAAAGCUGAAAUGGAUGAUGAAACAAGAGCCGUACUUACAACCGAUUUUGAGAUAGGUCAUUAUAUUCGUGAACGAAUUGUACCACGUGCCGUACUUUAUUAUACUGGUGAAGGAUUGGACGACGAAGAUGAUGAUUACGACGACGAAGAAGAAGAGGAUGAGGAAGAAGACGACGAAGAAGAGGUAAAGUUAUUCCAUGGAAUAAAAGGAAAAACUCCGAGCAAAGGCAAUCAACAUCAGUGAUGAAGAAGAAGAUAAAUAGCGAAUCGUGAUCUGCUCAAAAUUGUUUGUCGCACAGCAAGUAUUUUGAUGUUUAAAUAUCGUUUAUUGGAAAUAUUAUAAAUUGUUAAGUUAUUGUCUUUCAUUAUCCAAAUUUUGUAAUUAGCGGCUAUACAAUAAAAUUGUUAAAACAGG
This is a messenger RNA of Chrysoperla carnea, 1417 nucleotides long. Its product is annotated as nucleosome assembly protein 1-like 1-B. Bases 125 to 1246 code for a protein of 373 amino acids. The record is from RefSeq and is a predicted model, not a curated record. Gene Ontology annotation, cellular component: chromatin; nucleus. Gene Ontology annotation, biological process: nucleosome assembly. The transcript is spliced from 6 exons. Gene Ontology annotation, molecular function: histone binding; chromatin binding. NCBI's taxonomy places the organism in Eukaryota, Metazoa, Arthropoda, Insecta, Neuroptera, Chrysopidae.